GUGAAACCAGAGAAAGAAUAGAAGUGUGGACACUCACAAGGACUAGCAGGUAACCCACGCGAGAAAGAAAGGAAGCCGGGAGAGGAGCAGGUUUGGUUCAGGGGUUUCCUCAGUCAACAAGGAGAGCUAUUUUUACAUCCUAAACUUUGUUUCACUCAGUGAACAACAAAAAACAUAUCAAGCAUUUUUUUCUUCCUCUCUGAAAAGACGCCCAACUGAAAGCAGCAGCGAUGGCGCCCUCUCUCCUCCAGGCCUACAGGAGGCGCUGGUGGAUGGCGGUGACGGCGGUGCUUGAGAAUCUGCUGUGCUCAGCUGUGCUGCUGGGCUGGGGCUCCCUGCUCAUCAUGCUGAAAAGGGAAGGCUUCUACUCCCACCUGUGCUCAGAUAAUGAGUCCGUGGUUGUGUCUUUCGGCAACUCCUCUGGCGAGCAGGAGGAGGAGUGGCUCAGCUGCGUGGAUCAGGAGGAGAUGCUGAAUCUGGGCUUCACCAUCGGGUCUUUCUUGCUCAGCGCCACCACCCUGCCACUCGGGAUCCUGAUGGACAGGUUUGGGCCACGCCCAAUUCGCCUGGUGGGCAGUUCGUGUUUCGGGCUGUCGUGUGUUAUCAUGGCCAUGUCUGCCUACGACCCUCAUUCUCUGUCAGCACUUAUUUUCUUGGCUCUCUCCCUGAAUGGCUUUGGAGGCAUCUGCCUGACCUUCACCUCACUCACGCUCCCCAACAUGUUUGGUGCUCUGAGCUCCACCGUCAUGUCUCUGAUGAUUGGCUCCUACGCCUCCUCUGCUGUCACCUUCCCUGGAGUCAAGCUGAUCUACGAUGCAGGUGUGUCCUUCCAGGUGAUCAUGUGGAUGUGGGCAGGUCUUGCUGGGUUUGUCUUUCUCAACUGCUUCUUCAACUGGCCCACUGAAGGCUUCCCAACACCUGACGAGGUCGACUACAGUCAGAUCAUCACACUGCAAGAGCUGCCUUCAUCUGACCAGAAGACUGCUGGAGAGCAACUGAGCCAGAAAAAUGGAGACGUCCGACACUCAACAGAGAAACUUCCUAAUGGAUCUGAUGCUGCGCCCAAUGCUCCUACCUUCCGACAGUCCGUAUUCUCUCCCAUCUUCCUGUGGAGUCUGGUCACUAUGGGGAUGUCCCAGUUGAGGAUCAUCUUCUUCAUGGGGGCGAUGAACAAGAUGCUGGAGUUUAUGGUCACCCACGGUGAAGAGCAUCCAUCCGAGCAGAUGAUGAUUGAGACAGAAGAGAAAGUGAGUUUCUACUCGUCCAUCUUCGGCACGCUUCAGCUGCUGUGCCUGGCCACGUGUCCUCUGAUUGGAUACAUCAUGGACUGGAAGAUGAAGGAGUGUGAAGAAGAGAAGACAGUCCCAUUGGGCACCGAGCAGAGGCAGACUAUUGUGCCCAAAAGAGACCGUAAGAUCCAGAAAGUGACCAACGCCAUGAGGGCCUUCAUUCUCACCAACAUGCUGCUGCUCGCUUUCGGAUGCUGCUGCCUCAUAGACAGCCUUCCUCUACAGAUCUUGACCUUCAUCCUCCACACUAUGGUCCGAGGCUUCAUCCACUCCUGCUGCGGAGGCCUUUAUGCUGCUGUCUACCCGUCCAACCACUUUGGCACUCUGACGGGCCUCCAGUCCAUGAUCAGCGCUGUGAUCGCUCUGCUGCAGCAGCCGCUCUUCAUCGCCAUGGUCGGAACGCUGAAAGGAGACCCCUACUGGAUCAACCUCGGCCUGAUCAUCUUCUCAUUGGCUGGUUUCCUGUUGCCGGGUUACCUGUACUACCACCGCAGGCAACUGCUGAGGGAAAAGGAGGCCAGAGACAAGCGGGCGGGCGGACAGGAGAUGCAGGCGCUAAACGACAGCGAGGCCAACGGCUACAAACCCCACAGCAACGGCCUCGCUGCUGUGGAGGCGUAAAGCGGCACCGAGUGGAGGGUCAGAAUCGUAGUAUUUGUACUUGUCUGCAAAAUGACCACCAACAAUGUCUGCAUCCAUAUAUAUUUUUGUUUUGAUAUUUCCAGUGUUUUUUUGGUCAUUGCUGGUGCACAUUUUGCUCAUCACAAUCCAUAACAUAGAGAUGGGAUUCCUCAUGUUUUGUUAUGACUCGGGAGAAGAAGAAGAUAUGUCAUCAUCAUUUGUUUAUUUAUUUUGGUUUCGUGUCAAAGAGCCAAAUUAAUUUAAAGCCAUAGAUUUCACUCACAAGCACACACCCUGGUACUGCCUGUGUGUCAGACUGGGGAUAUCACAGUACUUGAAAUACUUUUAAAUAGUUUUCAAAGAUUUAAAUAGAAAGUGGCUAAGACCAAAGAACAGCUUAAAGAUAAAAAAGAAGUUGCAGUUUUUAACUCCAUAUUGCUUCAGAAAUAUGCUUAAUGAUACACACUUUUAAUAUUCUAUAUUUUGCUGUUUAAUACUGGCAAAAACUACAAAUAUAGAAAACAAAGCAUACGACAAUCAAAGAAAUGUUAAAGCAUCUGAAUACCAGACUUCUAGUACCUACAAAGAAGCAUUUGGGGUAUUUUCAAAGUCCAGUUUUUCACACAGACACACACACACACACAUGUACACGCACAGAUAGGCUGGUUGUAGAGACACCAUAUCUACCUCCUCUCUUUCCUUUUUGUACUGUCUCUCUGCAGCCGACUCUUAUGUCUGUCCAGCAAAGUAUUUUUUGUCACUAUUAAUCCUUUAAUUGUCAAAUCCCCAAAAUUGAAUCACCGCCUUCUGUAUUAAUGCGCUUUAGAGUUAUUGCUGAGUCAGCUCUUGCAUUUGUUUAUAUAUAUAUAUAUAUAUAUAUAUAUAUAUAUAUAUAUAUAUAUAUAUAUGAAAAACAUUUUUUAAUGGAAAAUUCACAAGGAAAAAUUAGACUGAAUUUUAAACACAGUGUGUGUCAAUGUUAUUAAUCACUGUGUAUGGCUUUAUGCACAUCAAUUAACUAGUGUGUGUAUAAAAUGUGUAUCUAAGUGUAUUUUUAUACUAGCUGCAGUAGCAUUAAAAAGGGAAGCGUUUGUUUCAAUAUCCGUGGCUAUUGUGUAGUGUGCUAAUUAUAAAUGAAGCUCAGAUGAUUUACUGUGUAUUCUGCUUUUGCCUUUAUUUUAUUUUCAAAAUAGAUUUUUUGUAAAUAGAACUGAAGUGUGUCUUAUUUUAUUACAUAUUCUGCUUACUUGCGUUACUUAAUACACUGUGUGUGUACAGUAUCCUAAUUGAUGAGAUAGGAGACACUGGCUGUGCUCAAAGUCACAAUAAAAAAGACUGUUUCAGCCAGCUGCACCCUGUAUGUUCGUUCUGCUCACAGCAACAGUAUCUUGUAGAUUUUUUUUGACUCAAUCCAUUUCAGUGUCAAGAUUGCUUUCGUAGAGUUUUCCUUGGUGGUAUGUUUUGCUUUCUAGUUAUCUUUUGUCCUUUAAAUGUGGUCAGCUUCAUGAAUCUUUGCUUUCUCGCCAUUAGAGAGAUUCUGUGUUUUGUUUCAAUGCUGUGCCUUUGCUGCCAUCUUGGUCUUAUUGCAAUAUAUAUGAAUGUAAGAUCAAUAGCUCUGCCAAACAGCUUUCUCUGUAAAUCAAAGCCAUGAAGAGGUAUUGUGUAUUAAUUAGUACAGCACUUUCCUGCAGGACCUUACACCAAAAUGCAUUGGUCCUGCAGUAAAGGACAGUUAGGUUUUUGAUGAUCGUCACAGGUGUUGAUUCAGCUUGAUUGUGAUUUCUGAGGCUGUUGGUUCCUAUAAAUACUGUGAGUGCAUUACAAUCAGUGUUGCCAAGGUUUCCCAGUUUGGCAUAUGUCAUUGCUUUCCUCUUUUAAAGUAUUUUGUAAUGUCUGAAAUAGUCCAGAAAUCGCAGCAACAACUAUCUGACCUCUUUGUAUCUCUGCAAGUUGCCUCAUAAGUUCCUUGUUGUCAAACCUGUGGCUUCCUUUUGCCUUUUGUUAUUGGGAUUCAAAGUUGCUGCCUGAGUUAUUGGUGUGAAGUAUAAUAAACGUCCUUUGCUUUGUCUGUAUUGUAAGACCAUCCUCGACAGUGGCUUGUCUAAACUUCUCUCUUUACCCUUGGGGCUGAAGUGUUGCUACGAGUUGCUAAAUGUAUACCUUUAAUCAAUAUAUCCAGCUUGUGCAUUUGAUAAAUAAAUGAAUGACUUUAAA
Molecule: messenger RNA, 4124 nt
Organism: Cyclopterus lumpus (lumpfish)
Lineage: Eukaryota; Metazoa; Chordata; Actinopteri; Perciformes; Cyclopteridae
Gene: slc43a1a
Product: solute carrier family 43 member 1a
Exons: 15
Coding region: 231-1910 (559 amino acids)
Biological process (GO): neutral amino acid transport; transmembrane transport
Molecular function (GO): L-amino acid transmembrane transporter activity; neutral L-amino acid transmembrane transporter activity
Source: RefSeq, a predicted model, not a curated record